This is a messenger RNA of Hyalella azteca, 2312 nucleotides long. Its product is annotated as inactive hydroxysteroid dehydrogenase-like protein 1. The transcript has 7 exons. Gene Ontology annotation, cellular component: endoplasmic reticulum. NCBI's taxonomy places the organism in Eukaryota, Metazoa, Arthropoda, Malacostraca, Amphipoda, Hyalellidae. The coding region runs from base 243 to 1277 and encodes 344 amino acids. The record is from RefSeq and is a predicted model, not a curated record. Gene Ontology annotation, molecular function: oxidoreductase activity.
CCUGACCGCAAUCAUUCCAGGCUUUUCCAGCCUCUGAGAGGACAGCGAAAGAUUUACAAAAUAUUCAAUGCCAUCAUAAAAAGCUCUUAUUGGCGUAACUCUAUUUAAUAGUUAAAUCGUGUGUUUAACUUGAAUAAUCUAAAUAAAGAAUAUAUAUUACGCAGUUCACGCGCAGGGUCCACAUCAUUGUUUUGUCCCUGAGUUGGAAAGACGGCAACCGCAAGCCGCUAACGUAGCUCGCUAUGCCUGCCACUCUGUCAGUGCCGCUGUCAGCAAGAGGUGGUGUGGAUUCUUUCGAAAUGUUGUUCUCACAAUUGAAUUCACCCGCUCUACAAAUGUUUGGAGAUUUUUUGGCAUUGCUAGGUAUUUUAAUAUUAGGAAAAUUCACAAUAACGACGAUAUGGGAUAUUCUUGUUGGAGUACGAGCCCUAAUGUGGUCGAGACUAUGGAAAAAAAAUUUCGAAAAGCGUUACGGUGGUAAAUGGGCAGUUGUGACGGGUUGCACUGAUGGCAUUGGUAAGGCCUACUGCCAUGAGCUGGCCAAGGAUGGCCUCAGUAUUGUCCUCAUCUCCCGGUCUCUGGAAAAGCUCAACUCGGUUGCUGAGGAAAUAAAGUCGCUGUACAAAGUGGACACGGCUAUAAUCCAAGCAGACUUCAGUGAAGGCCGCAGCCUCUACUCAAGAAUCAAAGAACAGCUUGCAGGGAAAGAGAUUGGCGUCCUAAUCAACAACGUUGGUGUGAUGAUCCCAUAUCCAAAGCUGUAUGAAGAAAUCACAGAGGAGGAGAUAUGGAGGCACAUCAAUGUCAACAUGGGGUCUGUGGCCGCCAUGAUGUCCAUCAUCAUGCCUCAGAUGUUGGCUAGGGGCAAGGGCGCCGUGGUCAACAUUGCGUCCAUUGCUGCGUAUGGCCCCAUGCCCAUGCUUAGCAUUUAUGCUGCCUCCAAGGCGUUUGUGGAGUUCCUGAGCCGCGCGGUGGCGUGCGAUUACUUCAUGCGUCGUGGCAUCACCGUGCAGACCGUCACACCCUGCUACGUCAGCACCAACAUGACUAGCUUCUCCAAGUACACCCACUCCACUAACCUGUUCAUCCCCACGCCGGCGCAGUUCGCCGCAUCUGCUGUGUCCUCCAUCGGCUACACUGACUAUACCACCGGCUACUGGACUCACGGCAUACAGAAAUGGUUUGUGCACUUCUUGCCGCGGCCAGUGUUUAUGUGGGCGAUGUUCCUGCAGCAGAAGUUCCUGCGCUCCACAGUCAAGACCACGCACCGCAACUGAUGAGUUACCGCCCCUGCCCACCUCAUCCCCUAGUUGUUCCCAUCCCAGUCUACCUCGUCCUCGAGUGGUUCCCAUCUCCCUACUUCGUCCCCUAGUUUUUCCCGUCUCGUCCCACCUCGUCCCGUCUUUGCUUUUCACUUCUUUCUAUGUCUACUCCUGCUGCUAUGUCAACACCUGCUAUGUCAACACCUGCUGUGUCAACACCUGCAGUGUCAACUCCUGCUGCGUCAACUCCUGCUGCUGUGUCAACACCUGCAGUGUCAACUCUUGCUGCGUCAACUUCUGCUGCUGUGUCAACUCCUGCUGCUAUGUCAACACCUGCAGCGUCAACUCCUGCUGCGUCAACUUCACAUGAAGGGCUUAAGUUGUAUUGAUGUUAAUAACCAGCGCCUUAGUGAAGAAUAUGGACCUCAUCUGAGGCUCGUGCCUGUGCGGUUGCUAUGCUUUUCUGUACUUGUUACCGACUUGAAUUAUUUGGAGCGUAAAUGGCUUAAGUUGGUUUCUGUUCUCGUAUCCUUCAGGCAUAAUUUUUCUGUUUUGUAUCCUUCUGUUACAAAUUUCAUUUAUAAUGCAGCUGUUUGUUUUUGGUAAUAUCUUGCCAAUGCAGACUUUACUUAAUGUUGGUUGUUUUUGUUUAUUUGCAAUACCUAGACGUUGAAGUUAUUAUUUCUGACUGUAAUACAAUAGUUGAUGCUAAAGGUAAUUAUUAGAGAAUAUGUCAGAAUUUGAGCUUCUUCCAUUAGAUCAACCUGUUUAAUAAAAUAGGUAUGCCAUGCUUUACGAUGGAUUCUGUGCUAGCAUUUGUUCCUAUCUAAUGUUUUACUCUUAACUUCCUUUAUUGCUGAGUUCUCAUUGAUUAUGGCACCAAUUCUUGCCAACCCCGAGGCCCUUCAUGCAGCUCGCUUGUAUUGUCGUGCGCCUCAGGGAGCUGCUGCCCUCGGCCCGCUGUCCUCAGUAAGCUGCUGCCCUCGGGCCGCUGUCCUCAGUAAGCUGCUGCCCUCGGGCCGCAGUCCUCAGUAAGCUGCUGCCCUCGGG